Messenger RNA from Suillus paluster, 417 nucleotides. RefSeq lists its product as uncharacterized. The transcript has 2 exons. The coding region runs from base 1 to 417 and encodes 138 amino acids. Lineage: Eukaryota; Fungi; Basidiomycota; Agaricomycetes; Boletales; Suillaceae. The record is from RefSeq and is a predicted model, not a curated record.
AUGCUUCGUUCGGAAAGGCGAUGGAUAGGUCUUAAGGGCAAGGUAUCAGAUGCGCCCACCCUCUCUGCUAGUGCUAGUGGAUCCCUCCAUUGGACCGUCUCAUCUCCCAGCUUGGCUGUUCCAUCUGGCAGUGAGCCGGAAGUCAUUGAGGCCCCUGUGAAGCGCACCACCCGCAACACACGCAAGGCAGCGGAACCCAAGGGUAAGGGUAAGGGUAAGGUGAAGGAGGUCGUCCCUGCCACCCAUACAGUUGGGGAGUCAUCUGAUGAAGUGUUGCACUAUGAGAAGGGUGAGAUUGUGAAGGUUCAGCAUGAGUUGCAUGUCGUGAAGGGCCAGCUCAUCAGCCUCUAUGAGUCUGCCUACAAGAUCUCCACUGAGGUGGGUCACUUGGAGAGGUGUCUUGGGGGUCUCCUCUAG